This is a messenger RNA of Trematomus bernacchii (emerald rockcod), 2963 nucleotides long. It is a transcript of the gene sapcd1, whose product is annotated as suppressor APC domain containing 1. NCBI's taxonomy places the organism in Eukaryota, Metazoa, Chordata, Actinopteri, Perciformes, Nototheniidae. The record is from RefSeq and is a predicted model, not a curated record.
CUCUCUCUCUCUCUCUCUCACACACACACACACUGUCACCUCUGUGGUGUUAUUGUGAGUCAGCCGGUGUUGGCUGGGUUUGUUGUUUGUGGUUCAGCUGUGGGGCAGUGGUAGUGGUCUCAGAGCUCCAUGGCCUGUCGACCCCCCGGCUCUGCCUCCUACACCGUGGUAAUCAUCCCGCUCAGGAGCAGCCUCUACAGCCUGGACGCUCUGCGCUUCUACCUAUGGGUUAAGCGUCUGAAGGACUUGGAGCAGGAGAAGGACGCUCUGUGCUCGGGCCUGGAGGUUCUGGAGAAGGCCCGCCUCUGGUACCUCCAGCGGCUGGAGGAGAACCGAGCCAGGCAGGGCAGCUUCCAGACCCAGCAGAGUGGGGUCAACCCCCGGCAGGACGGAGCAGCAGAGGCCUGGUCUUGCCUCCUCAGGUCUCGGAUCCAGCGGGUGAACGGCUCUCUGGGCUCUGUGAUGACUGAGCCCAAUGUGACCAGCGGCAGCAGCGCCUCUCUGCCCGACGCAGUGACCGACAGCGACCUCCGGUGGCAGAACACAGCACUGGCUCAGGAGGUGAGUGACAAGAACCGUAAGAUCUCACUUUUGGAAUUCGAAAAAGACGCCAUCCUUGAGCAGCUUGAUGAACUGCAGUAGUUCACUUCAUAAAAGAGAUGCAGAGAGUGGACAAAAUGAUCAACUAUAUACGUCAAUAUUUAGGGGCGAAUCUUUCUAACAAUUUUGAGAAAUGUGUUCUUUUUGAGAAUUUCCAUUUUAUAAAAUAAGAUGUGUUUCUAAAGAUGGAACUACCAAAAGGUAUAUAAAGAAGUUUAACCUUCAAGUACUGCUUACAUCUUAAUGUAUCUGCAACAAUGAUCCAAUAAUUCAAUACAUGACACUGAUAGUGAGCAUUCUGUGUGAGUACCAUUACUUUUGACACUUUAAGUACAUUUUCUUGCUAAUAUAAUUGCAAUGUUGUUUACUAGUGUAGCUCAUAAAUACAUUAUUUUCCCACAAAUGCAAUGUAAACAACAUUAUGCCACUUGCUUCAACCACUUAUACAGGUAUCUACUGGAAAUGGAGGGUUGUAAAAUAUCUUAUUUUUUAAUAAUCCCAAAUGGUGGACAUUUUUCAGCUUUGAUACUGUGUAAUACAAUUCCCAAGGCAGCUGAGAAAUUGUUUAAGCUAAAGUGCAUCAAUAUAUUUUCCCCACAUCACUGUGUGUCCUGUUACUCACAUUUGUUCCGUUUCCGUCUCUGAAUGUGGGCUCUGUGUCUCGACACGUUGCAGAAACCUUACCCGGUGGUCCCGCACUGAUCUUAUUGAACUGAUAAACGUUAUCUAUCCAAGUCAUCGUGCAUGUUAGCAGGUAUUUUCUCUCCUGCACAGCACUAAUCUGCAGCCUUAAACACAGAAGGCAACACUAGCAGGCCUAUCAAAGAACUCUAAUCUGUCACACACACAGGAGUAUUUAUUUUUCAAUAAUCCAUUCCCUCCUCCAUCUUGGUUGAUUAUUCCACCCGUGGAUGGAUUUUUUAACCGGAGCAGGAAACCAAAGUGUCAGGGGCCCAACUGGCCUUCACCUAUAAUAUGUAAGUCAAAGACGCAUGUACCAACGAGGAAUAAACUCAAGUGACCAAUUAAAUACAUAUCCAACAACAAAGAGAUGCAGAACAGCUGCAAAGAGAACAAGACUAAACAAUUAUGAAAAGGAAAAAAACUACAAAAAAUAGACAUUAGGCAACUAUAAAGAGUCCAAAAUAAUGACAAAAUAGACAUGCAAAACACCUUUAAAAAAACUACCAAUAGACUUAAAAGGACAGAAAGACAGAAAAUGACUUUAAAGUCACAAAACAACAACAAAAAGAGGCUAAACAAACAACCAUAUAGUCUGUCUUGCUUCUAUGUUGUACAGAUACUGGGGCCUUUUAAAUGACUGGUCCCAGGGGUCAUUGUCAAAUGUUUUGCCCAUGAUUCUACUUUUUCUUUUGACUACAUUUUCAUAUUCUAUGCUUCAUAUCCUUAAUUGGGAGAGCUUUUUUUGCCUAUGUAUAUCUACGAGGUAUAUGUAAAAGAUAUUGUCUAUAUGUGUUGACUCCAAGAUAUCGGAGUAAGUAUGCAGUUCGUACUGUGUUGUGUUAAGACUACAAGGUUAUUGUGACAUAAAUAGAUUCACCAAGAUGAUAACAUAAAUCUGUUGAUAUGAUCCUUACCAUUACCGAAACAUAUCAUAUUUUCUUCUGGCUUUUGUACUAAAUCAGAUUCAUGCAUUCGCAACUAUACCUUCCAGUAAAGUGGAGCAAUGUCUGUAAGGAAUAUGUGCAGGAAUGAGAUUAAAAUCAGCGUGUGAGCUUCCGGAGAGAAAACAUCCAUUAUAGCGGAGGCUUUCAUUUAAGUAGCUCCAUGUUCCCUAUCUUCAGAAUGCCACUGAACCAUCCAGCCCGGGUACCAGCACUUGGAUAAUUAUUGGGUCUAAUUCACAAACUGCACAGCCCAACACCUUUGUUAUGUCACGCCUUCGUGGAAAGCAAUGCCUUUCUUCAGCAGCAACACGGUUCACUUGCACGGCACUCUGCUGGUCUCUCCAAACUCCUUCUACUUGUAUACAAUAUCAUGUUUACCUUUUUCCCCCCAAUUUGUGGUUUGGGUUUUUCUGAAAAUCUGAAAUUGUGAGCUGUUUCCGUGCAGGUCAGCGGAGGUGGGAAGCAAAAACACACACACAUGGCUGCCUGAUAAAUGCAUUCUUUAAGCUAUUAGGGGAAGAAGCUUCCUGAGAUAUACGGUGCAGUCAGUAGGUGGUCUUUGAAGAGCACUUAAGGAAUACUUAGUUUGAGGUGUCAUUUCUGUGCUUCAGGGACCAGUUAAGCCUACUAGUUAUUUAAAGCCUGAUAGCAUUUUUUCUUCUGUUGGGUAAAAUAUUUAUAUUACAAUCUCAAUCAGUACUACACUAUAAAUGUGAUUUUCAUUUAUAGUAAUUU